GGCCCCGAGCCCGGGCAGCGGACGCCGACGGCGGGGCGGCCGGGACUCCCGGCGUGCGGGCGGCCGGGGGCGCCGAGCCGCUCGGCAUGAGGAGGAGGACGGCGGGGCUCGGGCGGAGCGGCCGCAACUCCCGCGCGUGAGGACCCCGGGGGCUUCCGCCAUGCGGGCGCCCUGAGGCCUCGGGAGGCGAUGCGGGCUCGCUGUUGAGUGGCUUGGGGGAGAGCGAGGAAGCCCCAAAAUGGAGGACUUCUCCGCCAGGACCUACGGCACCAGUGGCCUGGACAACAGACCUCUGUUCGGGGAGACGUCCGCCAAGGAUCGAAUCAUCCAUUUAGUUGUUGGCAGCUUAACAUCCUUACUGAUUCUUGUAACGCUGAUCAGCGCAUUUGUUUUCCCGCAGCUACCUCCAAAACCGCUGAAUAUAUUUUUUGCUGUAUGCAUCUCUUUGAGCAGUAUUACUGCCUGCAUACUUAUCUACUGGUAUCGACAAGGAGAUUUAGAACCGAAAUUUAGAAAUCUAAUUUACUAUAUCUUAUUUUCUAUCAUCAUGUUAUGUAUAUGUGCAAACCUGUACUUCCAUGAUGUGGGAAGGUGAGGCUGCCAAGGAGAAAUACCUACCAGGACUCUUCAAAACUGUGUAUUAGGACAGUGAAAAAUAGCUGGAGAAGGUAUGCUGAAGAAUCUCCUCUAAAUCUGAUACAUGAUUUUCAUGUUAAUUGUAAAUCUAAAUUCCCUAUUGCAAGGGAGACAUAGAGAUCACUUUGCUUUUUCUUUCAGAAAUGUUGCACGUAAACAUUCCAACCCUUAAAGCUUCGAUAGCACAAUUUUCACUUCUGAAAUUGAUUUUUUUUUUACAUACAAUGUAAAUGCAUGGCAAAAGGCUAUGUAACAAACAAUGCAUUUUUAGGACAAAUAUUCUUUUAUUUCUGUUAAACUGAAUAUACAAUUAUUGUUCCCUAGGCAACCAACUUUUGCUUAAACUACAAUUUCACAUUAACAAAACACAGAUGGUGAAAAGACAACUUUGAUUGUGAAGAUCUAAUUACAAUAAUAAAUAAAAUAAUUUAUACAAGG
Molecule: messenger RNA, 1074 nt
Organism: Lepus europaeus (European hare)
Lineage: Eukaryota; Metazoa; Chordata; Mammalia; Lagomorpha; Leporidae
Gene: TMEM243
Product: transmembrane protein 243
Exons: 5
Coding region: 239-595 (118 amino acids)
Source: RefSeq, a predicted model, not a curated record